UCCGUCGCGCACGCUUGCGUCGUUGCGAUCGCGAGCUUUCGGCGCGCAAUAUCAACUGUGAAAGGAAAACAUUAUUAGUAUGUGUUAAGUGGUCUACUCGACAACAAUAUGAAGGGUAGACACCAAUUUCGUCGUAGGUUCAGUCUGCAGCCUUCGUUUAUGAAGGAAGAUCACGAGGAAGAACGGAGGCCCCACAGGACUGAAAAAACAGAAGAUACCGUAUCGAGCAGUGGUAAUCUGACCAACAAUGCUGUGAGGCAUAAAAUAGUUGUUCUAGGGGCUGCCAAAGUCGGGAAAUCGUCUCUUAUCACGCAGUUCCUUUAUAACACAUUUUCUCCUAAAUACAAAAGGACUAUAGAAGAAAUGCAUCACGGGGACUUCAAUGUUUCGGGAGUGAGACUAACAUUGGAUAUUCUAGAUACUUCUGGGGCUUACGAAUUUCCGGCGAUGCGCGCUCUUUCAAUGCAAUCUGCUGAUGCUUUUAUCUUAGUUUACGAUAUCACUGAUGCAGACAGUUUCACAGAAGUGAGGAUGCUGAGAGACCAAAUUCAUGAGACUAAGGAAAGCACAGCCGUACCUAUAGUAGUUGUCGGAAAUAAAGUGGAUUUAGCAGAAACCGGAGCUCGUCAGGUCGAGUUCCAUACCACAGAGUCGGUAGUAACCGUUGACUGGGAGAACGGCUUCGUCGAAGCGUCCGCGAAGGAAAACAUCAAUGUCUCGCAGAUUUUCAAGGAAUUAUUGGUCCAAGCUAAGGUUAAGUACAAUUUGUCCCCUGCGCUGCGACGGCGCCGACGGCAGUCUCUGCCGACUGGACCUCAAGGGCCCCCAGGGUCAAGUCCGACUCCCCCAGCCAACCAGGCCCACGUCCCGUCCCCAGCACAACUUGCACACCUCCAACAAAUCAGAGAACGACACAAUAGCAAACGUAAUUCGUGCAUUAUCUCUUAAAGGUCAUAUUUCGUAUGCUAAUAUAACAAUCUACAUAAGUGAAUACUUACUUCCAAAGAUGUUAACUGUACAAAACAAAAUACGAUAAAUAGUUAUGGUUAUCAAAAACCUGCUAUCCAGUAAUUCUACAUACUUACAAAAUUGUCAUGUCAUUGUCUUACAAAUGUGACAAAAUUUUCAUUGCUUGUAUUUAUAACUAUUUGACAACAUGAUAAGAACAGAUAAAAAUCGGCUUUUGUUUUUAAAUUGGUUUCCACAAUUAGGAUCAAUUCUUAUUUGUAGUCGUAAACAUUGUUCAAUUAUUUAUUUUAAUCGUUCCGAACCUACUUUCAAUACAAAUAAGUAGUUAGUACACUGUAUUGUAAAAUUGUUUUGUAACUCAAAUUUUGAAUAAUUCAUAAACAUCAAACGUACCAUGUGCGGCAAAUUGACGUGGGAGUGUGGCAAUAAACAUCAAUUAAUUGUGCGUCUUGAAUUACUACAAUGACGUUCGUGUAUCAUCUCAAACAUUUUUCAUCUCCGAAAUGUGUAAUAACUGGAGCGAACAUAACGAGAUUUUUAUCUGUAGACGUAAAAUGAAGCUAAGCUCAUCUUCUUAUUUACAAUAAUAAAAUUAUAAGGCUUCUCACGGGAUAUUCUCCAAUCCUUAAUUAAGAUUUCCUAACCUCUUGAUAAAUUUCUAUAAAAUUGAAUAACGCCAAGUACUUAUAAAUAUUUAGGUGUAUUUUAAUGUUCCAUUUCAAGACAUGUAGGACAAAGUGAUAUCUUUAGAAUGAUUGUUCUUAUUGCGACUGGUUUAAAGUAAGUUUGUAAUUUUAACUUUUAUAUAUAUGUAAGUGUCUGUUACAAUCGCAAUGAAUGUUAGAGACACAUAGCCCCGUAAUAUUGACUGAGGAUAAAUUAUUUGUCUGUACACAUAUUUCUGAUAAAUUCUCCUAUCUUAAGUAUGUGGUAGAAAAUAAAGUAUUUAGCCAAUUUUUACUACGAGUCUGUUCUAUAAAAAAAUAUCAUUUUACCUUAUAAUAAUAUAAUAUCGUUUAUAUGCGAUUGAGGUAAAUCGGGUAUACGAAUCAGGUUGAUAUUUUAUCAUAUUCAAAGAUGACUAAAUCAUGUAAAAGUGAGAAAGAAAAAAAUGUGAAAAUAAAUAAUCUUCACAUCCUGUUAAUAUCCGUAUGAGAACACCAAAAAAUUUAUAUAACAACAUUAUAGAGAUGACCUUUCGUAACUUCGGUCAUAUGAAUGUAAUAUAGAAGAACUAUUAAGUAAGUGAUUUAAUAUAUAUUUAUUGAAGUAGUUCUUAUCCUACAGGGGUAAGAUAUGGGCAAUUGGGCAUGUCUACCCUGAAUAUAAUAUUUUGUGUGGGAUUAAUGACAUUUUGUAUUUCAAUGUAAUUACUGUAUAAUUUACUUAAAUUUAAUCAACUUAAUCAAGUUUCUAUUUGUGUUAUGAGUUACAGUUAGAUACAGUUUAUCUUCACGAUCAAAUCACAAACAUAAAACGUGACGGAAACAAAUACAUAGCAAAUUAUAUUUUCAUUAUAACAUUGGUACAAUUGAGGUAUUAUUUUAAUCCAUUGUAUAUCGGACGUUUAAAAUUAUGAAUGUGCCUUUUUUGUAAAGUAUAUAUGUAUUCAUAAUCUGUUUAGUUCAGUAGCAUAUAGUUUUUGUACCUCACACGCCCUUCAAACCAGCCCUACUUAAUAUAACAAUAGAUAGGUUUGUUUCCUAUAUGUUUAUGACUAGGUAUUGAAUGUUAGUAUUUAGACUUAGAUAUGAUAUGUUAUAAUUUCGGUGAUAGUUUCGAAAACGUAGUCUUCUUUAAUAAAUAUUAUUGUGAUGUAAAUUAACGUAUGUCUUUGUCCACAAAGAUUUCUUAUAAAAAUAUGUAUAUCGUUUACAAAAUACAAUUAAACAUACUUAAUGAGUAAUUUAUAUACCUAAUGUUUAUAUUUUAUAUGUAAUAUUUUAUUUGUGAACUGAAAUUUAUGGAAAAUGGGCACAGAUGGAUUUGAAAUGAGUAGAGUACCUAUACAUAUAUUCGUUCUCUUGUACUUAGAUUAAAAUGGAAUUAAUAUACCAAUUACAUCAAUGAACUUAAUUUAAUGUGUUACGGCCAAUUGGAUA
This is a messenger RNA of Amyelois transitella, 3071 nucleotides long. Its product is annotated as ras-related protein Rap-2b. The record is from RefSeq and is a predicted model, not a curated record. Bases 109 to 948 code for a protein of 279 amino acids. The transcript is spliced from 3 exons. Gene Ontology annotation, molecular function: GTP binding; GTPase activity. NCBI's taxonomy places the organism in Eukaryota, Metazoa, Arthropoda, Insecta, Lepidoptera, Pyralidae.